GAAAAGUUGCAGAAGGAAUGGAGGUGGAUCAACGGGUACCAGAACCUGGCGACUGCGAAGCAGUGGCGGUUCCAGAGUUACCCCAAAAGAAAUUUUACAGGCAGCGAGCACAUUCGAAUCCGCAUUCGGACCAUGACAUCGACUAUCCGCGGACCCCUGCUGACAUGGACUGGAAGAAAUUAUACGGGGACUAUGCCGAAGGAAGGCAAGUGGAAUUUGCUGAUGUUGGUUGCGGUUAUGGCGGUUUGCUUAUGAAGCUGUCUCCCAUGUUUCCGGAAGUUCUAAUGGUUGGCCUUGAGAUCCGCGUAAAGGUUUCAGAUUUCGUGCAAGAAAAGAUAAAAGCUUUGCGAAUACGUGAGGCAGAAACUAAUGGCUAUCGCAAUGUAGCAUGUCUCAGAUCUAAUGCUAUGAAGUAUCUGCCGAAUUACUUCCACAAACAUCAACUUUCGAAGAUCUUCUUUUUGUUUCCUGAUCCACACUUCAAGAAUAAGAAGCACAAAUGGCGAAUCAUAACACCUGGACUGCUUGCGGAAUACGCCUAUGUUCUACGUCCCGGAGGCUUGAUGUACACAAUCACAGAUGUGAAAGAAUUGCACGAAUGGAUGGUAAAACAUCUCUCCGAGCAUCCCUUAUUUGAGCGUCUCACAAAGGAGGAAGAAGAGGCUGACCCAGUUGUGCCUUUCCUGUUUGAGAGUACUGAAGAAGGACAAAAGGUGACAAGAAACGAGGGAGAAAAGUUCCCAGCUGUUUUCCGGAGGAAACCUGAUCCAGAAUGCAUGGGUGAAGAGGAAUAUGAAACUUUGCCCACGCAUAGUGUAGGGGUUCACCUUGCGGCAGGUGCACUAGCCGGAGCUGUGGAACACUGCGUAAUGUUCCCUUUUGAUAGUGUGAAAACUCGGAUACAAAGCUUAUGUCCAUGUCCUGAAACUAGAUGUCCUACACCUAUGCAUUCAUUAUGGAAUAUAGUGCGGAGAGAAGGAUGGCUACGGCCGUUACGAGGAGUGAAUGCCAUAGCUGCUGGUUCUUUACCAGCACAUGCCCUCUAUUUCACCAUUUAUGAGAAGACGAAAGCAUAUCUUACUGGAAAUACCGCUGGUCAUGCUAAUACGUUAGCCUAUGGUGCAUCUGGAAUACUAGCAACGCUCGUCCACGACGCUGUCAUGAAUCCCGCUGAGGUAGUGAAGCAACGGAUGCAAAUGCAAUUCUCACCAUAUGGUUCUUCGUUAGAAUGUGUUCGAUGUAUAUACUUACGUGAAGGAAUCGGUGCCUUCUAUCGAUCCUACAGCACACAGUUACUAAUGGGUGUGCCAUAUCAAACUGUUCAUUUUAUGACAUAUGAGUUCUGGCAACAGAUUCUCAACCGCGAACACAAAUACGAUCCCGUUUCGCAUUUGGUGUCUGGAGGAUUGGCAGGUGGUCUUGCAGCCGCGGUAACUACGCCAUUAGACUGCGUAAAAACUGUGCUGAAUACGCAGCAAACGCCUGAGUUUUGUGAAAAAGAAGGCAGCGUUGUACUCAAGUCCACUGGCACAUACCGAGGUAUACCAGAUGCCGUGCGAAUAAUUUACCAGCAAAGAGGCUUGGGUGGCUUUGCUUGUGGAAUGCAAGCACGAGUCGUUUUCCAAAUGCCAGCUACAGCUCUGUCAUGGUCCGUAUACGAGCUGUUCAAAUUUGUUUUGGGGUAUUCAUCAGCGAAGUCGUCUUAAGAUAGCUGAUUAUUCCUAUUGAUAGUGUUCCUGAGAUUAAUACAUACAUUUUUUGGCAUUUUUAUUUAUGUAAGUACAUACCUCUCGGUGUCGCCACUAACCCGACGUUGUAGAUCACCUGCCGUUGGUAUCCUUCCGUUUAUAUGAACCUCGCGAUUGUUCUAAAUGUAAUAAGCAUCUCCAGGCUAUUGUUAAUUGUUGCUGAGUGUGUGCCUAGUUCACUUCUAGUGAUGUUAUAUAUAAUUUUUGUCAAAUACUAGACAUAUCGAGUGAUGUUAGGUAGGCUAUGUAGUGCUAGCAUCAACGGGAUUGUCUCCCGAGAUUGUUAGAGCUUUUUUU
This is a messenger RNA of Cylicocyclus nassatus, 2045 nucleotides long. Lineage: Eukaryota; Metazoa; Nematoda; Chromadorea; Rhabditida; Strongylidae. The record is from the annotation of a GenBank genome assembly.